AUGAAGACUGCGGCCAUUCUCCCUCUUCUUUGCGUCUUGGCUGCCUCGGCGCCUACUCCGAAAAAGGCCCCCGUGGAAGAUGUCCAUCGACGCCAGACUACCGAUGUCGGUGAUGCUGGACUCGGCAGUGUCCUUGGUGGAUUGAAGGCUCGACAAGAUGCUGGAAGUGACGAGAGCGAUCCACUAGGCGGUCUCCUUGGUGGCUUGAGAAGACGCCAGUCUUCCGAAAGCGAGAAUGGGGGACUCGGUGGUGUCCUCGGCGACCUCGGCGGCCUCGGCGGCCUGGAAAAACGUCAAGAUACCGCGACUCUUCGUAGUGCCAUUACCAGUAUCACUGACGACCUGCCCGUCAGCGCAAACCAGAGACGCCAAUCUUCCGUCUCGGGUUCUGAUAAUGACGACAACGACGACUCUCUUCUGAACUUGCUGGAUGGCAGCGACCUCAAACUCGACGGCAACGGGCAAGACAUCAACGUUGCCGACCUGCGUCGUCGUCAACGCCCCAGUCUGACGAACAACCGUGAUGCGAAUGGUAACAAUGAUGAUACCCUCCUAAAUGCAGUCGACGGCUCCCGUGCCGGCGUGAAUCACAACGCGCAAAACAUCUCUAUUGCUAAAUAUAGGCGGAAGCGCCAGCUCCUCAACGGCCUCGGCGGAGAGUCCGAGUCCGUGUCCAACAGUGGAAAUGGAGACAAUGAUGAGAGUCUUUUGAAUCUACUCGACGGCUCAAGUGCGCAGGUAGAUCACAAUGUCAAAAAUGUGACUAUCCUCCGCCGCUACCAGCUCCAGCAGCACCAGUCCCGUCACGAAUCCGUCUCCCUCGUUAUGAAGGCUAGGAGAUGGUUGAGCACUCUUUUCAGUCGAGAUGCGCCUACUAAAACUACCACUGACAGCGGCAAUGCCAAUGACGAUGACGCUCUGGUAAACGCGCUUGAUGAUUCUGCUGCCGCCGUAGACGGUAAUGGGCAGGACGUCACUGUUCUACGUCGUCGACAAGCCUCGACACCAACACCAUCUGCCUCCGCGGUGCCAAGUGCAUCCGCAGCCCCCAUCGCACCAGCCCAAGACCCUGCUGCAGCACCGGGACCAAGACCAGCCCUCAACGCCGCGGACGGCGACAACAGCCAUUCCACCAACACCAACACCGGCGACAACAAUCAUUCCGACGACGACGCACUCGUCAACGCAGCCGACGGCUCAGGCGCAGACGUAAGCAAGAAUUUGCAAAACAUCACUAUUCUCAAACACCGUCGCCAAGACAUCGGCCACAACGACGAAGGCGACCACAAUGCCGACGAUGACGAGACAGUGGCCAAUGCGCUUGAUGGCUCUGACCUGAACGCAGAUGAUAAUGCUCAGGGAGUUGAUGUCGCGCCUCUUUAA
Talaromyces amestolkiae is the source of this 1383-nucleotide messenger RNA. RefSeq lists its product as uncharacterized. Lineage: Eukaryota; Fungi; Ascomycota; Eurotiomycetes; Eurotiales; Trichocomaceae. The transcript has 2 exons. The coding region runs from base 1 to 1383 and encodes 460 amino acids. The record is from RefSeq and is a predicted model, not a curated record.